This is a messenger RNA of Rubroshorea leprosula, 595 nucleotides long. Lineage: Eukaryota; Viridiplantae; Streptophyta; Magnoliopsida; Malvales; Dipterocarpaceae. The record is from the annotation of a GenBank genome assembly.
CAAUUUGAUGGAUGAAGGAGAGGAAGAUGCUACUGCUCUGUUCAAUGGAUGAAGGAGGCUGUUUCUGCCCACUAGGAAGGAGAGGAAGGUGAGCAGCAGAUGCUGCUCUGUUCGGUGUUGCUGCUUUGUUCGAUGUUGCUGCUUUGUUCGGUGAAGGGGAAGAGUAGGGAUUGUUCGGUGAAAGGGAAGAGGUCCGAAGAGCAGGGAGGUCGGUGGAGGAAGGCAACGAAGAUGAGCUACGAAAGGCUGGAAAGGCUACCGACGAUGGUGGUUGAGAGCAGAUGCAGAUCUGUUCUACUACUCCUCUGUUCGGUGGGAGAAGCUAUUGUUGUUCAAUGGAGAAGGUAAGGAAGAUGAGUCGCGAAGGGUUGGAAAGGCUGUCGAUGGUGGUGGUUAAGAGCAAGGAGGUCGACAGAGGAAAGAUUUGUUUCUUCUUCUUUCUAUUUUCUGCACUUUGUAGUGAUUUUGGGUUGCCAAGUAUGGGUUUUUUUUUUGUUUUCAGUUUUGACCUUCUACUAUGGUUUUUUUUUUUAAUCUAAUCUUAAUUGAAGUUUAGGGAUUUUUAAUGUAAUAAUAUUAAAAAGAUGAGAUGAAA